Lactuca sativa (garden lettuce) is the source of this 1134-nucleotide messenger RNA. Its product is annotated as pectinesterase 2. Gene Ontology annotation, biological process: pectin catabolic process; cell wall modification. Gene Ontology annotation, molecular function: pectinesterase activity. NCBI's taxonomy places the organism in Eukaryota, Viridiplantae, Streptophyta, Magnoliopsida, Asterales, Asteraceae. The record is from RefSeq and is a predicted model, not a curated record.
AUGGUAAGAUAUUUGUUUCUGAUUAUUCUCAACAUAAUCUUAAUCAUUCUUCCUUCAACCAUUUCGGACGAUAGUAUACCAAUCCCACAAGAACGAUCCCAAGUAAAGAAAUGGUUCAAAGAAAACGUAAAACCUUUACAAGCCCGAAAAGCAACCCUUGAUCCUGACUUAGUGGCUGCAGAAAAAAAACCGAGGAUCAUAAGAGUCAUGAAGAAAGGUGGUGGUGAUUUCACAACAAUUUGUGAUGCUGUAAAAACCAUCCCAUUAAAGAAUACAAAAAGGGUUAUUGUGUUCAUCGGACCAGGAGAAUAUGUUGAAAAGAUAAAAAUGGAGAGGGAAAUGAAGUUUGUUACUUUAAUGGGAGAUCCUGACAACAUGCCUACCUUGAUUUUCAAUGGAAAUGCCGCAACUUAUACCACGGUUGAAAGCGGGACAUUAACCGUUGAUGGUGAUUAUUUUGUCGCGGCCAAUUUGCAUAUUAAGAAUUCGAGCCCGAGACCAAAUGGAAAAACGAAAGGAAGCCAAGCGGCUGCAAUGAGGAUUGGAGGGGACAUGGCGGCGUUCUACAACGUAAGAUUUUAUGGGUUUCAAGAUACUUUAUGCGAUGAUCGUGGCCGCCAUUUCUUCAAAGAUUGUUACAUCGAAGGAACAGCUGAUUUCAUCUUUGGUAAUGCAAGAUCUAUCUAUCUGAACACGGAAGUACAUUGCAUUCCAGGAGAAUUACAGUCGUGGAUAACAGCACAAGCACGGGAAAUGGAUGAAACAGACACGGGAUAUGUGUUUGUGCAUUGCCCGGUGACCGGAUUAGGGCAAGGUUGGUACUUAGGAAGAGCAUGGAAGGGGUUUUCAAGGGUGGUGUUUGCUUACUCGAAAUUAGGUCCUAUCGUCGAUCCUAAAGGGUGGAGCUCUAAUAAUAAACCUUUACCUGACAAGAACCUGUAUUUUGCGGAAUAUAAGAACAAAGGAAAAGGUUCGGAUAUGAUAGGAAGAGAGCGAUUUGUGAAGAAGCUUACAGACGCAGAAGCUAAGCGGUUUAUCAGCCUUUCGUACAUUGGAGGCAGCAAGUGGCUUCUUCCACCUCCAAAACCUAACAAGUUUAGGCCCAAAAGAAAAUUGCAAGUCUUCAAUAGUUAG